AUGGAGGCAUUGCGCAAACAGCUCGGCGAGGCCGAGGGCCACCUGCAGGACCGCGACAAGAAGUACCGCGAGCUCAAUGCCAACUUCAAGGCGAGCACGCGCGAGUGGGCGGACAGGGUGACUGAGCUGGAGGCUGCGGUCAAGGAGCUGCAAGGCAAGAAUCAGGAGCUGAAGAGCCGGAAUAUCCAGCUCGAGCGACGAGAUCAGGAGUACGAGGCCAGACUCCGGCAAGCUCGGCAGCAGCAACCGCUGGAGACGCAGAACGGAAAACAGCCGCCGGAACAACAAACGCCUCCUCCUGGCGGCCUGAUCAUCACGCCAGAGAACAAGAGGUAUAUGGAGGAGAAGUAUCAAAAGGUCAAGGACAGGCUUGCCGAGGCGGAGAAGAAGGCCGAGAGGUUGGAAAGGCAGCUCUACUUUUACCGACAGAAGAAAAAGCCAGCACAAGACGCACUAGGCAAAAGUCAGCAACAAGGCGACGCAGAGACAGUCGUCAACGAGAAGGGCACGACCCCCGAGAACGAAGGGGAUCUUGCACCAGUAUCAGACGCCGACAUGGUGGCCCAAAACGCGCUCAUAGUCACGAAAGAGGACGUCCGGCACUACUACGACCUCGUGCGCGAGUGCAUCGGCAACCUCACCAGGGAAUACUUCAACGAGCCGCUGGAUUCAAAAGCCCUGGACAGUGGAAGCGCGGUGCCGGCCCAACACGCCGCGAUCCUCCAGAAGCUGACUCCCAGCUGGAAGAGCUUCCUCACCGACCAGGGUUACACGAGCUACAUCUUCCGAGCGCUGAUAUGGCGGUACCUUGACGAGUUCAUGUUCAAGAAGCCCGAGAGCGUCUGGGGUGCCGACAUUCCACAGGCCCUAGCGCUGCUCACGAGCAAGAUGGCAUUAUCCGCGAGGCCGGGCACCAACAGGGACGAGUUCAAGCGCUGGCGGGCACAAACGGUGGACCUCUUGCGCGGCAACAGGAGCAUGUGCAAAUUCGACGACGCGGUGAUGAGUCAUCUCACGCAGACAAUUAUGGGCUCGAUAGAGUGGUACUUGACCAACAAACCACGAAAUCACUCGCGCGUGACCACCCAGGUGAGCGAGAUUGUUGCGCUAGGCGCGGAGCUGAGCGCCCUGGUCGCCCGCUCGCACUUUGCGGUCAUGAUGUCGCCGCGUCCCGGCAGCGACCUGAUCCACGGCUUCCAGCCGUCAUACGAGACCAUGGAGUUGCGGCACCAUCAGCUGCGUGGGGCAGGACCUGGCGAGGGGGGCGUGGUUGAUCUUAUGGUCACCCCGUGCUUGAUUUCGACAGACGGCGAGGAUUACAUCGUGCUGGAAAAGGCCGAGGUCAUGAUGUGA
This is a messenger RNA of Microdochium trichocladiopsis, 1353 nucleotides long. RefSeq lists its product as uncharacterized. The transcript has a single exon. The record is from RefSeq and is a predicted model, not a curated record. The coding region runs from base 1 to 1353 and encodes 450 amino acids. Lineage: Eukaryota; Fungi; Ascomycota; Sordariomycetes; Xylariales; Microdochiaceae.